GGUGCAAACAGCUAUGGACAACUUGGUCUUCGUCAUAAAAAGGAUGUGCUGGUUCCUCAGGCCCUGGAAGAUGUUUCCUGCAAGUGUAAAGACAUUGCAAGCAUUGCUGGAGGAGGGGGACAUUCUGCAGUUAUCACUGGUGCAGGACAACUCUUUGUCUGUGGCCACAACAAAGAUGGGCAGCUGGGACUGAAUCACACAGAGGAUGUGCUGCGUUUUACUUUGUGCACUGCCCUGUCUGGCUUUUUUGUAAAACAAGUUGCAUGUGGCUGGGAUUUUACAAUCAUAUUAGUAGGAUCUGGCCUUGUGCUGUCCUGUGGGUCAAACUCUUUUGGACAGCUGGGACUUCCUCAAAUUUCAGGCCCAUGCUUGAUUCCACAAAAGAUUGAGUCUCUCAAAGAGAAGGUGGUGAGUGUUGCUGCAGGACUGAGACAUGCCCUUGCUGCUACAGACAGCGGUUUGGUGCUGCAGUGGGGGACUGGGAUGGCAUCUCAGGCAAGGCGUGCAAGCCAAGGCAAAGCCCUCCCUGUGUUCCUGACAGCCAAGGAGCCCUGUGAAGUGGCAGGCCUGGAAGAUGUAAAGGUGAAGGCAGUUGCUGCAGGCUCCUGUCAUUCCGUGUCCCUCACAGAUGAAGGACAUCUGUAUGUCUGGGGCAGCAACAAACAUGGGCAGCUGGUGAGCAGGAACAUCUUUCUUGCUGAGCCUAAGAAGAUUGACACUCAGUGCUUCUCACAUGAAAAGAUUGGAGCAGUCUGGAGUGGCUGGACCCACCUGGUAGCACAGACAGAAGCUGGCAAGGUGUUCACCUGGGGCAGAGUGGACUACGGGCAGCUUGGAAGGCACGCCGUGGUUCCCAGUGGGCAGCAGAGCACAGCACCUGAACACUGCUUGGAGCUGGGGAGCACCCCAGUUUCAGUUCCUUGCCUAAAUGGAGCAUCUCAGAUCGCGUGUGGCUCAGAGCAUAAUCUGGCAAUAGUUGGUGGCCAGUGCUUCUCUUGGGGAUGGAAUGAACAUGGGAUGUGUGGUGAUGGCACAGAAGCGAAUGUUCAUGUCCCAAAGCCAGUCAAAGCUCUUGGCUGUGCAAAACAGAUCUUAAUUGGAUGUGGGGCAGGACACUCCAUGGCCCUCUGUCAAAACUCCUCACUAGACCCAGCACACCUGGAAUCAUAACAUCAUGGAUGUGGAUGGAUUCCUUUGGAUUGUGCAGCUCAGAGGCACUACAGGGGAGCUGCCCAUGAUUAACAGUUGGAAACUGCAGAUAUUUUUCCUAAAUCCCAAAGGAACGACUAUGCAUAAAAAGCUGUAAUAUUUUAAAAAGUGUUUCCUGGGCUCUUGCCACAGGAAUUGACUUUCUUACCCACAGACAUUCUGCCUUGGUGCAAUACAACUGAAGACAGAUUUACAUUUUCUUGUUCUUCUGAGAAGUCUUUGAGGAAGAAACUGACUGCUUAGUGGCUUACUGAUGUAUAAAUUCAGUCUGAAGAAAUAGUCUGACAAAGGUGGUUUUUGUUAUUGUAUCUUUACAUCAUGAAAUGUUUCACCUGCCAACUUCUACUGCGGUUGUGACCUCCCAGCAGCUCAGAAAAUUGUGUCACAGAGAAAUGCCAGUGAAAGUGGCUAGAUGCAUGCACAGUUUUUAAGCAGAAGAUUAGGAUUAAAAGAAAAGAAACAAUAUAAUUUAGCAGGCUGGCAAAAAGGGAAAAUGAGGCCCUUUUGAACUAACUUUGUCUUGAUUAAACUGAAAGGAGCAAUAUUUUUCAUCUAUUAUUUUUUCUGCCAGACAUCAGUUUAUUAUAGAUUUACAGGGAUGCAGACCUGUGUAAGUUAUUAACUUGCAAGCCAAACCUGAAGUUUCUGAAGCUACUGCUUAGGGAAGAAAAACUUCUAAGAGCUCUUAAAAACAUUCAAAAGGUUCCUAUCAAAGGGCAUAAGUCAGUUGUGGCUGCUGAGGACAGCUUGAUCCAGUUUAGCUCCUGUGUUUCCAUCUGCCUUGGAGUAGGAAGACAUCAAAAUCUAACCAGAAAGAUUUUACAAGUUCUCCAGCCUAAAAGGCAGACCAGAAUGCUCCUGAUAAUUUCAGGUUGGUUCUCACUUCUGUUUUGCAGCCCAGCUGAUUUGCUGUUUCACAGCAUGCCCACAGCACUUGUUCCAGGUGGGGGUUUGACAGAGAACAUAGGCCUAGCACUUGUAGGAGAAAGGAACAAGUGUAAAAUGUGAUGUGUUUGCCUGUUAGUAGCAAAAUUUUGGAAGCUAUUUAUAAAACUGGUUUUUUUUCCAUACAAAUACAGUGGAUGCCAUUAAACUGGAUGUUUACCACCCGCAACACUUACAUUUGCUGUGGUAUUUAACGUAUUUCAAGUUCUAAGUAUAGAGAAUUCUACUGUGUAGUAAAUGCACCUUUUAAUGAGACCUACUGUUGCUAAACAGUGGUUUAAUUUUUAAAGCAGGCUUGCCAAGGAAGAAGCCUUACAGAAUUGCAGAGUGCUCAGAGAAAGGCUCUUAGGAAAUAGGACGGGAAGACCUUCUAAUGAUGUAUCAGCUUACAUAUGAAAGGGAAGGAAUUAAGGUGAUAAUAUGGGCUGCAUGGGUUUUUUCACCCUUGAUUUUACAGCAGUUAUAGUUCUUGGCUUCACUUUCAAGAGUAUUUUAUUUUUCUAUUCAGCAGAUAAGAAACUUGAGCAGACUAUGAAGUUGAUUUUAACUAUUACAGAUACCAAAAGAAUAAUUAAAUGGAUCCUAUGAAAAAUAUGUAGAAUUCAGAUUUCUGUUGUAAAAUGGAUUUUUUUAAAAAUCCAUGUGUUAGCUGUGGCUCUUCAUGGCAAUAUACUGUUCCAGGCUGUGACGUCUUGCACUUUUAAUUAUCUAAGUUGAUAUUUAUUGACUGUUCUCAAUGCCACUUUCUGGAUACAAAAGCUUCUCUAUUAUAUGCACUGAACAGUUUCUCGUGCUUUCUUUCACAGUCUUGUCUGAGGUUUCUAUUUAUGAUUUCUGCAAAAUCUGUCUACCAAAUAAACGUGUUCUCUUGCUUCAGUAAUCAUCUCCUCUAAAUACGUCUGUUCCUUGAUUAAUCAUGCCAAUAUGUGCCUUACAUGAGGUUUACUGGACUGGACAUGUUGUGACUGUGUGUGCUAUAGCUGCAGUUCAUUACAGAGGAGUCCAACAAAUUAUGUAACAAAUAAAUGUGAAUUGGGUAUUUGAAAUUGUUUUCAAUUUUUUAUUCCUGUAACAUGAACGUACUUUUGGAACGCAAGGAAUGAUUUGGGGUGAUAUGGUGAAGAUGCAAAGGAGUAUGUGAGUUUGUUCCUGGUCCUGAUCUGGUGUUUCAUAUCUGCAUCUGAUCUUCCUCUUUGAAAGGCAGGAACUGCGUUUUUCUCUCCUUUGUUGUGCCUGUAUAGCUUGAAGACUUGGGAAGUAAUGACUUUUCUUGAUGUAGUGAGGGCUUUGUCAUCAGUCAGGGCUUCUGGUGCUGCUGUAGUACAGAGAGUGAAUUGAAUUCAUUGUAGAAGGUACAUGGCUGAACGUCAACACCAAGUUGCUGCUCGUUCUUUCAGAAGUGAAUGCCCUGUUUUGUAUGUCAGUGGCUUUGUUUGCAGAAUAAAGCACUGUACAAAAUCAGCUAUGGCUUUCUCUGUGAGGAAGGGAACACAGAGUGAAAAGUUCCUAAUCAAGUGGAAGGAGACAACUUUCCAUGCUGAUGUUAAGAGUUUAUGACUGUUGCCUGUUGAUAAUGCUCGUGGAUAAGGUCAGUCUCUGCAAGGCAAAAUGCAGACCCAGUGUGCUCUGGUUCACAGAGUUCUUUAACAGGUCUUCUGUGGUAAAUGAAGCAAGAAGCCUGUUACAUAAGCAUUCUGCAUUCAGGUUCAAUUGGAAAUGAACUGACAAAGUUUAUAAUAUAUAUAUAUAUAUAUUUUCGAAAAGACACUGGAACAAGUUAACCACGUGUCUGUGCAGCUGCUCUCCCCUCCUGUUUUCUGAAGAUAAGUAAACCUGCCACAGUGAGCUGACAUUCAUGAGAGAGAACAAGUUGUAAACUGCUGACCUUCAGUCCAGAGAAUUUUCAGGCCUUUUGGUGAAGGGGGAGAAAGAGAAGAAAGCUGUUGUGUGCCUUUCUGUUAUUUGAAGUCCUAGGAGAUCUGCAGAUACUCGUAAAACCUCCAUGUGCACCUGCACAAGAUGCUCCUGUUCCAGUUCAAAGAAUGUUGGUGGGACGAUGUGUGUGUUGUGUCAGAAGUUUCUGUCUCUCGGCGGACUUUUUUGGGCCACUUGGUGGUCACUGAUGUUAUUUGACUUGGUGUGGCAUUCUGAGUUUUUUGAUGCAUUUGUGCUCAGCGUGCCAGGCUCUGUAUUUGAAGUGUGUUCAUUUGAAAGAUGGAAGAUGGUUUGCCCAGUCACUGCUCCUUAUACAACACUGACUUCUCUGUCUGCAUGUGGGCAGUCCUUUUGGUGUCUGACUAGUCUUGCCAUCUGCAAUCACCACAAAGGUCACUUCUGGAUGAGUGACAGGAGCUUUUUCUCAGCUGCAUGUUUUGAGCACAGAGAGAUUGUGGAGAGGGUGGGAGAAAGUGAUUUGAUUGUGCUUUUUAUGGCAUGUGUUGAGUUGUGAGACUUAGAAAUAAGGAUGGACAACUGAUCAAGGAGAUCAGUUUGAAUGUACAAGAGAAAGGUGACCAUGGAAAAAUAUUUAAAUCAAUGGCAAUGGAGAGCCUGAUGCAGUCAUCUAAAACAUAGGGAAAAGGAGGGGGAGGACAGAGCCAAGAUACAGCUCCUGAGGACUGAAUAAUCUCAUGACACAACAGCAUUCCAGCCUGCUGCUGUGGUGGGAGUGAGAUGAGAGACAAGCAAUUCUGUUUCAUUGAUGUUAUUGUUCUCCCACUGUUUAUUUAUAAUAAUGUGAGUUGUUGACCUGCAGUGUUUGGGUGUUUUCUCAUCCAUAGCAUAUCUUGAAAUUUCCAGUUCUCCUCAGCAAAAACAGCAACAUCUAUCUUCACCUUGCAGACUCAGAAAUAUUUUGAUCAGGCCUCUGAUCUAGUCCAGCAUUUAACCAAGUACUUACUAUUUUUUCCAUUUGAUUCCAUGAACUCUGGAUCUGAUUUAAACAAGACUUAAGUAAUUUUGGGAUUCCAGUUCCUUUUUCCAUGUUAGAGAUCAAGACAAUGACAGACCUUGGUCACUCUGAGCAAUUUUGAUAUUUUUACGGUGCAUGG
Molecule: messenger RNA, 5204 nt
Organism: Zonotrichia albicollis (white-throated sparrow)
Lineage: Eukaryota; Metazoa; Chordata; Aves; Passeriformes; Passerellidae
Source: RefSeq, a predicted model, not a curated record